UACGUGAUGACGCACGGGCCUGACGCACGUUGUAUAAAGCGCAGUUUUCUGACGUCAGCGGUCUCUUCCCUGCCUAUGACCUCGUGAGGUGGGCAGCGUAAAAUUUCUUGUCUCGUUUCACCGCCAAGCGGAUCCAAAACCAUCCGUCAAAAUGGUGAACUUUACCAUCGACCAGAUCCGUAACAUCAUGGACAAGAAGGCCAACAUCCGCAACAUGUCUGUGAUUGCCCAUGUUGACCACGGCAAGUCAACUCUCACAGACUCACUUGUGUCAAAGGCUGGCAUCAUCGCAUCAGCUCGUGCUGGUGAGACACGUUUCACUGACACGCGUAAAGAUGAACAGGAGCGUUGCAUUACCAUCAAGUCGACUGCCAUCUCCCUCUACUACGAGCUGUCUGCAAAUGACAUGGCCUUCAUUAAGCAGACAAGGGAUGGCGCUGGUUUCUUGAUCAACCUGAUUGAUUCACCCGGGCACGUUGACUUCUCCUCUGAAGUGACUGCCGCUCUCCGUGUCACUGAUGGAGCCCUGGUUGUGGUGGACUGCGUGUCUGGUGUUUGUGUGCAGACUGAGACUGUGCUUCGUCAGGCCAUUGGUGAGCGCAUCAAGCCAGUCCUGAUGAUGAACAAGAUGGACCGUGCCUUGUUGGAGUUGCAGCUUGAACCCGAGGACCUUUACCAGACUUUCCAGCGUAUUGUUGAGUCCGUCAAUGUCAUCAUCUGCACUUAUGGAGAAGAUGAAAGUGGACCAGUAGGCAACCUCAUGGUUGAUCCAGUCAUCGGUACAGUUGGCUUUGGCUCUGGGCUCCACGGCUGGGCUUUCACCCUGAAGCAGUUUGCUGAGAUGUAUGCAGCCAAGUUUGCUGCCAAGGGCAACACCCAAAUGACACCAGAGGAGCACUGCAAGAAGGUGGAGGACAUGAUGAAGAAGCUUUGGGGUGACAGGUUCUACGAUGCAAGCAGUGGAAAAUUCCUCAAGAAUCAGAAUGGACCAGAUGGCGCCAAGUACCCCCGCACCUUUGUUGCACUUGUCUUGGAUCCCAUCUUCAAGGUGUUUGCAGCCAUCAUGGAGUUCAAGAAGGACGAAACUGCCAAACUGAUCGAGAAGCUGGACAUCAAGUUGGAUGCUGAAGACAAGGAGAAGGAGGGCAAGCCUCUCCUGAAGGCUGUGAUGCGCCGCUGGCUGCCAGCCGGAGAAGCCCUGCUGCAGAUGAUCACCAUCCACCUGCCAUCCCCCGUCACUGCCCAGAAGUACCGUUGUGAACUGCUCUACGAAGGACCUGGAGAUGAUGAGGCUGCCAUGGGUAUCAAGAACUGUGACCCUAAGGCUCCCUUGAUGGUGUACAUCUCUAAGAUGGUCCCCACCAACGACAAGGGUCGUUUCUAUGCAUUCGGUCGUGUGUUCUCUGGGUCUGUCUCCACUGGCAUGAAGGUGCGCAUUAUGGGACCAAACUACGUCCCUGGAAAGAAGGAGGAUCUCUACUUGAAGCCGAUUCAGAGGACCAUUUUGAUGAUGGGUCGUUAUGUCGAGCCCAUUGAGGAUGUGCCAUGUGGCAACAUUGUGGGUCUGGUUGGAGUGGACCAGUUCCUUGUCAAGACGGGAACCAUCACCACCUUUGAGCAGGCACACAACAUGAGAGUGAUGAAGUUCAGUGUCAGCCCUGUGGUUAGAGUUGCUGUGGAGGUCAAAAACCCAGCCGACUUGCCCAAGCUGGUGGAAGGUCUGAAGCGUCUGUCCAAGUCUGAUCCUAUGGUGCAGUGCAUCAUUGAGGAGUCUGGAGAACAUAUCGUUGCUGGAGCUGGAGAGUUGCAUCUGGAGAUCUGUUUGAAGGAUCUGGAGGAGGAUCACGCUUGCGUUCCACUCAAGAAAUCUGAUCCAGUGGUGUCCUACAGGGAGACCGUCCAAUCAGAUUCAAGUGUUGUGUGCCUGUCAAAGUCACCCAACAAGCACAACCGUCUGUUCAUGAAGGCCGCACCCUUCCAAGACGGUCUGGCAGAAGACAUUGAGAAGGGCGACGUUACCUCCCGUCAGGACGUCAAGACCCGUGCCCGUUACCUUGCUGAGAAGUUCGAUUGGGAUGUCACCGAGGCCAGAAAGAUCUGGUGCUUCGGACCUGAUGGAACCGGCCCCAACCUUCUGGUGGAUGUUACCAAGGGAGUGCAGUACCUUAAUGAGAUCAAGGAUAGCGUUGUGGCUGGCUUCCAGUGGGCCGUCAAGGAGGGUGUCCUGUGUGAAGAGAAUAUGCGUGGCAUCCGCUUCAACAUCCAUGAUGUGACCCUGCAUACAGAUGCUAUCCACCGUGGUGGUGGUCAGAUUAUCCCCACAGCCCGCAGAGCUCUGUACGCUUGCCAGCUCACUGCCGAGCCAAGACUGUUGGAGCCUGUCUACCUUGUGGAGAUCCAGUGUCCUGAAGUAGCAAUGGGUGGAAUCUACGGUGUGCUGACCAGGAGGCGUGGUCAUGUGACUGAGGAGAUCGCUGUUGCAGGAACACCCAUGCGUGUCACCAAGGCCUUCCUGCCUGUCAUGGAGUCAUUUGGUUUCACAGCUGACCUGCGUUCAAACACUGGUGGCCAAGCUUUCCCACAGUGUGUGUUCGACCAUUGGCAGAUCCUCCAGGGAGACCCCAUGGACACCUCAUCCAAGCCUGGUAUUGUCGUCACUGAAACACGCAAACGUAAGGGUCUCAAGGAAGGUAUCCCAGCCUUGGACAACUACCUGGACAAAUUGUAAUCGCCUGGACCCCACUUGGCUCUUGCCUCAUUCCUCCCUUCGCAACAAAUUUCAGUCUACAUUGUGCGACUGGAAUGUACAGAACACAGUGAGCACUAAUGUUUGCCAAAAGGAUUGACUGUAAUGAAUAAACGACUACAAAAAUUGUAAACGAUAAAUAAAGUAAAAUAAAAACGAA
Molecule: messenger RNA, 2906 nt
Organism: Centropristis striata (black sea bass)
Lineage: Eukaryota; Metazoa; Chordata; Actinopteri; Perciformes; Serranidae
Product: elongation factor 2b-like
Exons: 13
Coding region: 152-2728 (858 amino acids)
Biological process (GO): translational elongation
Cellular component (GO): cytosol; ribonucleoprotein complex
Molecular function (GO): GTP binding; translation elongation factor activity; ribosome binding
Source: RefSeq, a predicted model, not a curated record